Messenger RNA from Patella vulgata (common limpet), 3442 nucleotides. Its product is annotated as E3 ubiquitin-protein ligase TRIM56-like. The transcript has a single exon. Gene Ontology annotation, molecular function: zinc ion binding; ubiquitin-protein transferase activity. Lineage: Eukaryota; Metazoa; Mollusca; Gastropoda; Patellidae. The record is from RefSeq and is a predicted model, not a curated record. Gene Ontology annotation, biological process: positive regulation of DNA-templated transcription. Gene Ontology annotation, cellular component: nucleoplasm; chromatin. The coding region runs from base 574 to 1170 and encodes 198 amino acids.
UUAGGAGUAUGCCACGUCGGAUCAAUGCUUGUUUGGCAAACAGAGGAGGAUUUACCCGUUACUGACUUGGUUGUGAUGCUGUGGUAACUUUGCUGUUUGACCCCGGGUAUCAUUUUACCCUUAUAAUGGUCAGUCUGUGCCUUACUUAGUCUAACGAUCAUUUGGAAUAAAUCGAUGAAUGUGAACUUCAUUUCAUUUUGUCAUUUGUUUCUUCGUCAGUUUCAUUAGGUGACUUUAAUAACACUUAAAAAUCAAAUAUCCCCUACUUUUUUUGAAUAGUAUAUGUGAAUUAUACAUUAUACUCGGAAAUAAUAGUGAACAUUGCUGUGGCGAAUACAUUAAACUCACUCUGUACUAGUUAUAUUGUAGUGAUCUGUUGAAUUACAGUACUUUAGAAAUCCAUGUAGUAGUGAAUUAUAAUGAAUCAAAUCAAUCAUAUUGAAAGAGUGGAAUUAUAAUUAACCAUUAAAUACUGUAUGUAGCAGUGACCUGUAUUUUAUGCUUCCAUGUCAUAGAAGAAUACCACUGAAAUAAAGACUGGUGUCCGUACGCUAUAAACUAUCUCGUAUCAAAAUGGCUGAAAGUACAGACAAACUAAUCUGUAGUAUCUGUUUAAACGAAUUUAAACAACCAAAAUUAAUCGACUGUCAACAUGCCUUCUGUUUGACGUGUCUAGAAGAUUAUGUUAACAAGGUGUCUACAGACAAUUGCUUUCCCUGUCCAUUAUGUUGUCAUUAUGUCUCCGUUCCUGGGGGUGGCGUGGGUGAAUUCCCCGCUAAUUUAGAUAUAGCAGAGAGGCCAGUUUGUAAAAUGGAAAUUCCACCGUGUGAUGUAUGUAAAACUGGUGUCAUUUCUGAGUGCAGGUGUCAGGAUUGUCAACAACAUUUGAGUAAUUCUUGUAAAACAAUACAUGAUUCUUUAAGAGGGUGCCAAGAUCACGUGCUCGUUAAUAUGGAUGAUGCUAUUAUAGAUCCCAGCUCCGACGAAUCAGAUCUACAUUUUAAAGAUGUUUGUCCAAAUCACUACGAGAAAGAAGUCAGAUGUUAUUGUAAAGGUUGCUCAUUAGCUGUCUGUUCUGAUUGUUUUGUGACCAGCCACAGUUCACAUAUAUUCGUUGAUUUGCAUAGCGAUGAAAUCGACGCUCAAACUCGAAGGGAACUCAAAAGUUAAAAAGAAGAGUUAGGGGAUCACAUCAGUGAAUUUGAAAAAUACUGCGAAUCUGUGGAAGAAGUUAUAGCAGAUAUUAACAAUUCAGCUAAAACGUCCUGCGAAGCUGUCGAUAAACAAGUUGACAGAAUUUGUUCCGUAGCUACAGAAUUUGGUGAAGAAUUCAAGUUCAGAUUGAAACAUCCCGUACUGACGAAACCCAAAAGCUGACGAAACAUCUUGGCGAAAUAAAAAUAUUAAUUGAUGAAUUAAAAGCCAGUGUCAAAUAUUCAGUAGAUGUUUUAGACGAUAAAUCUAUUGUCCAAGUUUUAAACAGAAUACAGACAGUUGAAGAAGAAAAGGAAGAAACCCAACCGAAAAAGCUGGUUAUGCCUGAUGUAAAAUACACGUGUUUUGAAGAAGGGGUGAUCGAUGAAACCAUUUUAUUAAAACAUCUAGGAACUGUAGAGAUUCAAGAGGAGUCAACUUUUACGAGUAGUUUUAACUUGGCUGAUUUGGAACACAAUAAAAGGAGAUGUAUUUACGGUACGGAUUACCACAUCACGGGACAGGGGUGGUAUUUAGGUGUAGAAAAAAAAGUAAGCAAGUUGAAAAAUUCAACUUUAGGAGUUUGUUUGUACUGGAGAAAGACACACAACACAAACUGCACUGCACAAUUUAAGCUGACGUUGAUGAAUACAAAUAGUUCCAAAGCAGUAAUGCGUAAUACUAACCAUACUUACGCACCAACAGGAUUACCAGGUUGGGGAUUCACAUCGUUUAUAGACUGGGAGAUGCUUAAAGAUGAACAAAAUGGUUACUUGGACCAAAAUAACAACUUCAGAAUUAAAGUAACUGUUAGAGUUACAAGAGUAGAUAAAAAUAAUGAUGACGACGAUACUGAUGAUGAUGACUAGGUUGGGCACUAUCAACAGACGACUCACAUUUGAAUAACACUAGACCUAAACCAAACAAAUUACACCCGCACUACACUGGUAUUACCAAACUAAAGUGAGUUGACUCGCACAGUCGCUGUAAAUGCUGGAUAACAAUAGAUUUGGUAUCUUUUUUGAAAACAUUUCCAAAAUACCAAACAGCAGAAAUUUAUAUCAGAAUCUAGCAUAACUGCGUCGAAAAUAGAAAGAGAUAGAGAGAAAUAGGGUUUAACGUCCACGCGACACAAACUAGGUCAUUUCGGGACUAACACAUGGUUCAAUUUUAUUAUCUAAUUAGCUGAGUAAAUUAGGAUUGUUUAAAAGGAUAGGGACGUAUUUCUGGUGGGCAGAGGCUGGGGAGCCCCCCCCCCCUCUCGCCACUGUUUAGGAGCGAAUUUUAUAUACCGGUAUGUAUAGUCAAAUUUGCGCAAAAUAUACAAAUGGUAAUUUCCCUUGCAUUCGAAAAAAUAUAAACAGGUACAAGAACAUAAAAAAAUGAAAAAUCGUAUUUUGCGUUUUAAAAAUAUUAAGCACAUUCAACACAACUUUAAGCCAGUCGUUGAAUUCAGAACUCGGGUAUUCUAGUCAUCCAGAAUGCUAAAAUUUCCAUCACAUACAGUACCCACUGAAAACGUUAGUUGUGAGAUGCGGAAAUUUAAUUCAUGUACAGUUCUCACUGUAAACGUUAUCCCUUUAAUUAAUGAGUAUAAAAUUAUUAAAAAAAAAAACAACAGGCAUAAAAUACACAAAUAUCAGGAAUCGUAACUUCCACUCUGGGAAUGCUACCCUAUUUACAACAGCGUUUCUGUAAAUAGCAAAUCGUAGUCGUGUUCGUCGUAUUGCAGUAUUUUAAUUUUUGACAAUUUAUGGUUUUGAUUUAUUUUUAUUGGAAUAAUUCAUAUUUUGGCACAAACUAUGUGAUGCACUGACCUCUAAUCCUAAGGACGGAGGACCUGACAAGAAUAGCUGUCUAGUGGUUCGGAUGGGACGAAAAACCGAGGUCCCGUACACAUUGGCGUGCAAGUUAAAGAUCCCUUGACAGUUGCAAAAUUUCGAUAUAAGAGUAGGCCCCUACCCGGGCAAAAUGUUUCUCAUGGCACACUGUAUGACGUAUGCCCGUCUUCAUUAGCCAAGUUUAGGAGCAGAACAGUAAGACGUUAAACCCCAUUUCAUUUGAUUUUUUUUAAAGAGGUAAUACAUGUAAUUCAGUUAAUAACAACAGCUAAAUUCCUACAUUUGCUUCACAUCCGGAAUCUAUGAAUCGAGGUUACGGGUAAUGUUAGGUUCCCUGUAACACGAAAUCAUGAUUUUAAAGGAGCUAAAUUGCUAUUAUUUGGCACCUAGAAAUGGACUCAAAUGGG